UUGGGGGGUUUCGAAAUACUACGACUUGCAAAAAAUGUCCACCUCAUGUACGUGAAGAAAUUAAAAAUUUCAUGGAGAAAAAGGCAGAGAAAAGUAAUCUUUCUCAACUUGCGACAUUGGACUUUAAGGAUGUAGACCCUCUUGGUGAUGAUAUUGAUAUGGAUAAUAUUGGAGCUAAAGGUGUGCCGCCUAUAAGUACAAGUACAAGUUCUAGAUCAGUGAAUAUGCAAAAAAGGCCCAGACAAAUAGGUCCAAUGGAUACGUAUUUUGCUCCUAAUGUACAAAAAAUUGUUGAAAGUAGAAAGGGUAAAGAAAGACAAUCUACGAUAAAUGAGGCAUACAAGAAAGAAUUGAGGGAAAAAGCUUGUAUGGCCAUAACUGAGUGGAUGUAUGAUGCGGCAAUUCCAUUUAAUGCCGUUAAUUAUUCAAGCUUCAAAAGAAUGUUGGACUUGGUUGGCCAAUAUGGCAUAGGUCUAAAAGGACCUAGUUAUCAUGAGGUGCGGGUUCCUUUUCUAAAAAAGGCGGUUGAUAGUGUGACAAAUGAUUACAUUAAGUCGUGUGAAACAGAAUGGGCCAAGUAUGGUUGUAGUUUGAUGGCAGAUGGGUGGACAGACAAAAGGCAGAGAACAUUGAUUAAUUUUUUAGUGAAUUCUCCUAAAGGUUCAGUUUUCAUCGAAUCGGUUGAUGCUUCUGAUUAUGCAAAGACUGGAGAGAAUAUUUCAGUUGCUUGAUCGAUUUGUGGAGCGUGUAGGAGAAGUAAAUGUUGUUCAAGUUGUUACAGAUAGUGCAAGUAACAAUGUGCUUGCUGGAAAAUUAUUAGAAGCAAAAAGGCCACACUUGUAUUGGACUCCUUGUGCUGCUCACUGCGUUGACUUGAUCUUAGAAGAUAUAGGGAAAUUGCCUGAUUUUAAAGCAACAUUGAAGAAGGCAAUGAGUGUGAAUGCUUACAUUUAUGUUCGCCCCGGCAUGGUAAAUAUGUUGAGGCAAUUCACAAGACAAAAAGAGCUUUGUCGGGCAGGUGUCACAAGAUUUGCUACAGCUUUUCUUACUCUUGAAAGGAUGCACCUACAGAAGCAAAAUUUAAGAAAAAUGUUCAUUUCAAAAGAUUGGACAGAAAGUAAAUGGGCAAAAGAAGCGGCGGGGAAGAAGGUAGCUAAAAUUAUCAUGACACUUAGAUUUUGGAGCAGUAUUGUGCAUAUCUUAAAAUAUAUGGCCCUUUAG
Molecule: messenger RNA, 1221 nt
Organism: Zingiber officinale
Lineage: Eukaryota; Viridiplantae; Streptophyta; Magnoliopsida; Zingiberales; Zingiberaceae
Exons: 2
Coding region: 685-1221 (178 amino acids)
Source: RefSeq, a predicted model, not a curated record